AUGGACUUUGAAAAACUAAAAGAAUUUUUACCAAAAGAUCCAAUAAAAUGGAGCAUAGAAGAUAUAAAAAUAUGGUUAGAUUUUAUUGGAUUAUCUUAAUAUUAUUAAUAUUUUUAAUAACAUUCAGUAGAUGGUUCCUGCUUAACUUCUCUUACCGAAUCUGAUUUGAGGGAUGAUUUAUAAGUAUAAACGGCAAUAUAAAGAAAAAAGAUAAAAAAUUGGUUAAAUGUAGGUUUAAAAGAAUAUUCAAGCUAUUUAAAAAAAAACAAAAUAAUAUAAGAAGAUUAAAUUAUAAUGAGUGAAUAUACAAAACUAUAAAAAUUCGAAGAAAAAGAUGACAAAAAGUUCUUCGAUAAUUUCAAUAUUUCAUAUACUAAUAACGAACUAGAAUUCCAGAAAUAACAAAAAAUGAUUAGAGUACCGAAUUGUGAUAUAAAUGCGCUAGAAUCAUCUGAAGAAGAGGAAAAUAAUUAAUAAGAACAAUAAAAUCCAGUUAUUUAAAGCAAUAAUGAUAUAAAUAAUAAUAUAAAUAAUAUUAUAAAUAAUUUACAAGAACAUAACUAUGAAUUAAUAAUAGAGCCAGUAGAAGGUGUUUAAGCAAAUUAUUUUUGCAUUAAAGAACAAGGAGGGAAAAUAGGAAGGCAUUCAUCUAAUUAAAUUUUGAUUUUGGAAGAAUCCAUUUCCCGUUUUCAUGCAGAAAUAGAAUUUAAAAAUAACCAAUUUUACCUUAAAGAUAUAGGUUCUACUACCGGUACAUUUAUCAAAAUUAAAGAUAAAAUUUAACUGACAUUAGAUACUGUUAUCGAAAUGGGCUCAAAUUAAUAUGAAGUAACGAAAAUUAAAUAAGAUCCACCCUAUGUUUAAUUAACUGUUUUAGAAGGAGUUAAUUAAUCAAAUCCACCUUAUGAUGUAUUUUUAUAAUUAUUUAUUAUAUAUUUUUUUAAUAUAAAGCUUAUAUUUACGUAAGAAAUGAUAGAUAAAAAUGAAUAUUUUUCUAUUGGAAGAAAAAACUCAAAUAAGAUAAUACUCCCUGAUGAUUAACAUUUAUCAAAUUUACAUGCAAAAAUAUAUUUUAUUGAUAUGAAAAUUAUUCUUGAAGAUCAUGGAUCAACAAAUGGUUCAUGGUUAAGACUUUCUAAAGAAGGAAUUUAAAGUGAAAGUUAUUCUUUAGAUAAUAAUACAACUUUUAAGAUAGGAACUACAUCUACAUAUAAUUGCAAAAUAAAAUGCUUAGAAAAAGAAAAUUUUUAAUAGCAAAAUAAUGGAAUCCCUAAUAUGGUUUAAUGGUGUGUUAUUUGUUGUGAAAAUGAAAGAAAUGUUGUUUUUAUUCCUUGUAGACAUAAUUGUACAUGUAUUUAGUGUUCUAAAAAUAUAUAAGAAUGUCCUAUCUGUAGAACUUAAAUUAGGGAUACAGUAUAAAUAUACAAAGCAUGA
Messenger RNA from Ichthyophthirius multifiliis, 1434 nucleotides. RefSeq lists its product as hypothetical. The transcript is spliced from 4 exons. The record is from RefSeq and is a predicted model, not a curated record. Gene Ontology annotation, molecular function: mRNA binding; protein binding. NCBI's taxonomy places the organism in Eukaryota, Ciliophora, Oligohymenophorea, Hymenostomatida.